Messenger RNA from Physeter macrocephalus (sperm whale), 2830 nucleotides. RefSeq names its product phosphoglucomutase 2 like 1 (gene PGM2L1). The transcript is spliced from 14 exons. The coding region runs from base 301 to 2169 and encodes 622 amino acids. Lineage: Eukaryota; Metazoa; Chordata; Mammalia; Artiodactyla; Physeteridae. Gene Ontology annotation, cellular component: nucleus. Gene Ontology annotation, biological process: carbohydrate metabolic process. Gene Ontology annotation, molecular function: intramolecular phosphotransferase activity; glucose-1,6-bisphosphate synthase activity. The record is from RefSeq and is a predicted model, not a curated record.
GCCGCGGCGGGGCCAAGACCCAGACAUCUAGGACUGUUGUUGUUCUCUCGCGGUGGGACCGCCUCAGUCUGGUCGCCCAGAGAGACCAGGAGCUGGUCUAGUUGGGAGCGGGGCGGCCGCGUCCCCCCUCCCUCCUGCUUCCCCAAAGCUGCGGCAGGAGCUGGCACAAACAUCCUGCGGUUGGUCUCCGAUGCCCUUCAGUGAGGAGGGGGCGUCGGGAUCCUGGUGAGCGCACGUCAAGCCCCUCCAGCUACGUGUCUUCGCCAGCCCCCCAGGCCCGCACACCCAAGUCUGGCUGCGAUGGCUGAAAACGCAGAGGGGGACCUGAACUCCAACCUACUCCACGCCCCGUAUCACACCGGGGACCCUCAGCUAGACACGGCCAUCGGGCAGUGGCUCCGUUGGGAUAAGAAUCCCAAGACAAAAGAGCAAAUUGAAAAUCUGUUAAGGAAUGGGAUGAACAAGGAGCUGCGAGAUAGACUUUGUUGCCGAAUGACUUUUGGGACUGCAGGACUUCGUUCUGCUAUGGGGGCAGGAUUUUGCUAUAUUAAUGAUCUUACAGUAAUACAAUCAACACAGGGGAUGUACAAAUACCUUGAGAGAUGUUUCUCAGACUUCAAGCAAAGAGGUUUUGUCGUUGGGUACGACACCCGGGGUCAAGUAACUAGCAGCUGCAGCAGCCAGAGGCUUGCUAAACUCACUGCUGCAGUCUUACUGGCCAAAGAUGUUCCUGUGUAUCUUUUUUCAAGAUAUGUUCCUACGCCUUUUGUACCAUAUGCAGUCCAGGAGCUCAAAGCAGUUGCAGGUGUGAUGAUUACUGCAUCUCACAACCGCAAAGAAGACAAUGGAUACAAGGUUUAUUGGGAAAACGGUGCUCAGAUCACAUCUCCUCAUGAUAAAGAAAUUCUGAAAUGUAUAGAAGAAUGUGUGGAACCCUGGAAUGGUUCCUGGAAUGAUAAUUUAGUGGAUACCAGCCCACUGAAGAGAGAUCCUCUGCAGGACAUUUGUAGGAGAUACAUGGAAGAUCUGAAAAAGAUCUGUUUUUACAGGGAAUUAAACUCAAAGACCACCUUGAAAUUUGUACAUACAUCUUUUCAUGGAGUCGGACAUGACUAUGUGCAGUUGGCUUUUCAAGUAUUUGGUUUUAAGCCUCCAAUUCCAGUACCAGAACAAAAAGAUCCUGAUCCAGACUUUUCUACUGUUAAAUGCCCAAAUCCUGAAGAAGGGGAAUCUGUGCUGGAACUUUCUUUGAGACUGGCAGAGAAAGAAAAUGCCCGGAUAGUGCUAGCCACAGAUCCUGAUGCAGACCGACUGGCAGUGGCAGAACUUCAGGAGAAUGGUGAUUGGAAAGUUUUCACAGGGAAUGAGUUGGCAGCUUUGUUUGGGUGGUGGAUGUUUGAUUGCUGGAAGAAAAAUAAAUCAAGAAAUGCUGAUGCGAAGAACAUUUAUAUGUUAGCCACCACAGUCUCUUCCAAAAUUUUGAAGGCAAUUGCAUUAAAAGAAGGAUUUCACUUUGAAGAAACGUUACCAGGUUUUAAAUGGAUUGGAAGUAGGAUAAAAAACCUCCUGGAAAAUGGGAAAGAAGUCCUUUUUGCAUUUGAAGAGUCUAUUGGUUUUCUGUGUGGAACUUCAGUUUUGGAUAAGGAUGGGGUGAGUGCAGCCGUUGUUGUUGCUGAGAUGGCAUCUUACCUGGAAACCAUGAAUAUAACAUUGAAACAACAACUGAUUAAGGUUUAUGAAAAAUAUGGUUAUCAUAUUUCAAAAACUUCGUAUUUCUUGUGUUAUGAUCCAACUACCAUCAAAAGUAUAUUUGAAAGGCUUCGCAAUUUUGAUUCUCCAAAAGAAUACCCAAAGUUUUGUGGGACAUUUGCUAUAUUGCAUAUACGAGAUGUUACCACUGGAUAUGAUAGCAGCCAGCCUAAUAAGAAAUCAGUGCUGCCUGUUAGUAAAAACAGCCAAAUGAUUACGUUUACUUUUCAAAAUGGCUGUGUUGCUACUCUUCGGACAAGUGGGACAGAACCAAAGAUAAAGUAUUAUGCAGAGAUGUGUGCGUCACCUGACCAGAGUGAUACUGCCUUACUAGAAGAGGAAUUGAAGAAACUCAUUGAAGCUUUGAUUGAGAAUUUUCUUGAGCCCAGUAAAAAUGGACUGACCUGGCGUUCUGUGUAGUGUUCACCAGUACAUCAUUGCUUUGCACUGGCCCAUGGAACAGAACAACCAAGAACUUCAUGCAUUGAACUCGAGUUAGCAUUCUCUCUCUGUCUCAUCUGGCCGAGUUAUCUUUUUUUUCUUUUCCUUUCUUUCUUUUUGGUUGGCUGACUAAACAAACUGUAUACAUUUGAAAUGAAAUGGUCUGGAGAGAAAUGAUUCAAAUUUUUUCAUAAUCUUGAACAAAAGUCAUUACAUUAAAAGUAUUAUGGUAACACAUCGUUCUUCCUUCAACAGAAACAAAACAAUACAAAUGUGAGUUUUCUUAUUAAAGUGUGAUUAAGCUUAGUUCCAUAUUCUUGUAAUUGUGUAUAGCACGGUUUUUUUUUAAGGCAGAUAAAUGCUAUAUAAUUGUAGAAUUAGUUAAGGAAAUUAAUCCAUAAAAUUGGCAAGAAAAUGGCACUGUUCCCCGUAUACUGUGGAAAAGUGUCAUUGUUACAUCACAGGUAUUAACUUACAAAUUAGAGUAUUUGAAAUGAGGUAUUUAGCAUUUCUAGCUUAGAACAGAUGUUACAAUAUGUGGUUUCAGCACCUUUGUUUCAGGUGCUCUUGGUGCAGUGUAAAUUUAUUGUAUUUAUUUAAAAUUCUGACAUUUACCGAACAUAAAACAGUAGUGGCAACA